AUGUUGGCUUAUCCCGCAGGCUUUAAACCAUAUCCACGCUAUGUGCCUACCCCGGACCGAUACAAUAUGCAAUACGAAAACGUUGAGCUCAUUACCGAAGACAAAGUGAAGCUUCGUUGCUUUCUUGUGAGGAGAUUCGGAAAUCUUAAAAAUGCAAGAGGGACCGUUAUUUUCUUCCAUGGGAUUGCGGUGAAUCAUGGGGAAAUGCUAUCUCAAGUGAAGGAACUGUAUGAGUUUAAUCUUGCCACGCUCACAGUUGACUAUCGAGGCUACGGACAUAGCGAAGGCGUACCGUCUGAAAAUGGUAUCCGCCUCGACGCUCAGGCCGCCAUAGACUAUGUAAAGAACCACCACAUCCUGUGCAAACUCCCAAUCAUUCUAUUCGGUCACGGUCUGGGUGGGGCUGUAGCUAUCUAUACUGCAAGUAAAAACCCAAACACGGUAUCCGCUGUAAUAGUUGAAAACACCUAUACAUCAAUUCCAGAUCUCCUCAAAAGCAUGCCUGUCAUCCGCUAUUUCUCCUGGAUGUCUACACAGAAAUGGAGGUCAUCAACCGCAUUAUCCCGUCUUCCUACAUCAUUGCCCAUUUUGAUUCUGAGCGGGCGUAUGGAUGAGUACAUACCGUACACGUACAUGGAGAAACUGUGGAAAAUAGCGAUGAAUAGAGGUCGUUCGGAAAGCAAAAAUAGUGUACCAAAUGAAGAAUAUAGACCUCCUAUGAACGACAUGUUUCGGGUCUUUCCUGAUGGAAUGCACUAUUAUACGUCCCACGAACCCUACUAUUGGGAGACCGUUUUUGAAUUUCUUGACCCUUUAAUUCGUAUUUCUCAUACAGAAACGUAG
Messenger RNA from Psilocybe cubensis, 843 nucleotides. RefSeq lists its product as uncharacterized. The record is from RefSeq and is a predicted model, not a curated record. Gene Ontology annotation, molecular function: palmitoyl-(protein) hydrolase activity. The coding region runs from base 1 to 843 and encodes 280 amino acids. NCBI's taxonomy places the organism in Eukaryota, Fungi, Basidiomycota, Agaricomycetes, Agaricales, Agrocybaceae. Gene Ontology annotation, cellular component: membrane. The transcript has 8 exons.